AUGUCUUCUUCAAGAGCUGUUACACCCCUUAUCAUCUUGUUAGUAUUGCUUUUGCAAGCUAAAGCAGCAGAUUCAGCUGAGCCAUGCGACCCAAAUAUUUGCACACUGCCCGACUGCUUCUGCAGCGGAACCAAAAUCCCUGGCAAUUUAUCACCGUUCUCGACACCUCAGAUUGUAAUGAUCUCAUUUGAUGCCGCUUUGGUUGACAAUGCCUUUCCUCUGUACGAAGAGCUAUUCAACGGCAGGUUGAAAAACCCCAAUGGUUGCAACAUCUCUGCUACAUUUUUCGUGUCACACGAGUACACGAACUAUUGCAUGCUGCAAACGUUGUACCACCAACGCCACGAAAUCGCUGACAACUCCAUCUCCCGUCGUCUUCCACAAACCUGGUGGGCAACUGCAACUGAGGAAGAACAGGAGCUGGAGAUAGGAGGCAUGAGAGAGAUUUUACGCAAAUGGGGCAACGUCCAAGUGGAAGAUAUCAUGGGUUACAGGGCUCCCUACAUCCAGGUUGGUGGAAACACGGAGUUCAGGGCGCUUCGGAACCUGGGUUUCCUGUACGAGUCUUCGAUGCCUACUCAGCUCUUUAGGGACCCACCUCUAUGGCCUUAUACGCUGGACUACCAAUCAACCCAAGAUUGUGUUAUCGAGCCUUGUCCGACCGCUUUUUCCUAUUCUAGGAAAAGGAUCAUUUGGUUGCAGUGUUUCAGCAUUGAGACUCAGAAUAAACACACCUUUCUAUACUUUGCCAUGAACAGCGACGAGCCAAGAGCUUGGCAAACCAUUUCUGAAUAG
Messenger RNA from Pocillopora verrucosa, 795 nucleotides. The record is from RefSeq and is a predicted model, not a curated record. NCBI's taxonomy places the organism in Eukaryota, Metazoa, Cnidaria, Anthozoa, Scleractinia, Pocilloporidae.